AGAGGGAAACAAAAAAAAAAGGAAAAGAAAAACGCAGAGAUGGUGAAGAAGGAGAAGAAAGCUAAUGUUUCCGGCAAACCCAAGCAUUCGCUCGACGCGAAUCGUGCCGAUGGGAAGAAGAAAACCACCGAGGGGCGUACUUCCGCCACAGUCCGCCGUCUCAAAAUGUACAAAACGAGGCCGAAGAGAACCCCCGGCGGUAAAAUCCUCAGCAACGAGUAUCAAUCGAAAGAAUUGCCGGACACGCGAAUCCAACCCGAUCGGAGAUGGUUUGGGAACACGCGUGUUGUGAAUCAGAAGGAGCUUGAGUACUUUAGAGAAGAGAUGAAAACUAAGAUGUCGAGUAACUACAAUGUGAUUUUGAAGGAGAGGAAGUUGCCUAUGUCUCUUUUGACUGAUAACAAGAAGCAAACGAGAGUUCACCUACUCGAUAUGGAGCCGUUUCAAAACACCUUUGGUAAGAAGACAACGAGGAAGCGUCCCAAGCUUGUAGCUUCUGAUUACGAAGCCUUGGUGAAGAAGGCAGCUGAUUCUCAGUAUGCGUUUGAGGAGUUGAAUGGGGCAGGUCCUUCUGGUGAAGGAGGAGAAGAGGAAGACGGGUUUAGAGACCUUGUUAGACAUACUAUGUUUGAGAAAGGACAGAGUAAGCGUAUCUGGGGUGAGCUCUACAAAGUCAUAGACUCCUCUGAUGUUGUUGUCCAGGUUUUAGAUGCUAGGGAUCCACAAGGUACUAGGUGUCAUCAUUUAGAGAAAACUCUGAAAGAGCAUCACAAGCAUAAACACAUGAUUCUAUUGUUGAACAAGUGUGAUCUUGUGCCGGCUUGGGCUACGAAAGGAUGGUUGAGAAUAUUGUCAAAGGAGUAUCCAACUCUAGCAUUCCAUGCAAGCGUUAACAAGUCAUUCGGAAAGGGGUCUCUUCUCUCGGUUUUAAGGCAGUUUGCUCGUCUGAAAAGUGACAAGCAAGCCGUAUCCGUUGGAUUCGUCGGGUAUCCAAAUGUUGGGAAAUCAUCAGUUAUCAACACAUUGCGUACCAAAAAUGUUUGCAAGGUUGCUCCAAUUCCUGGGGAGACAAAGGUUUGGCAAUACAUCACACUCACCAAGAGGAUUUUCUUGAUUGAUUGUCCUGGAGUUGUAUACCAGAGCCAUGAUUCUGAAACAGAUAUCGUCCUCAAGGGAGUGGUAAGAGUUACAAACCUGGAAGAUGCAUCUGAGCACAUUGGAGAAGUCCUGAGGCGUGUCAAGAAGGAGCACUUGCAGAGAGCCUAUAAAAUCAAGGACUGGGAGGAUGAUCAUGACUUUCUUCUUCAGCUAUGCAAAGCGUCUGGCAAACUUUUAAAGGGUGGAGAGCCUGAUUUGAUGACAGGAGCAAAGAUGAUACUCCAUGACUGGCAAAGAGGUCGCAUACCAUUCUUUGUACCACCUCCCAAGACAGAGGACAAGGCUUCAGAAGUAGAAGCAGAAGUCACAGUGCCAGGUAUAGACCAGGAAACUAUUGCUGAUAACAAUCAAGCAACUGCUGCAUUGAAAGCUAUCGCUGGCAUCAUGUCUUCCCAACAACAGAAGGAUGUUCCUGUCCAACGGGAUUUCUUCGACGAGAAAGACCUCGAGGGUGAUGAUAAAGCGAAGGGGUCGACUGAAACAGACGAGGAAAAUGGAACAAAUGCUCCAGAAGAUGAGGACAUGGUCUCAGAAGAUGGAGAGGAAAGUGACAAUGAUUCAGAUGAGGAUCUGGAGUCGGAAAAUGAAGAAGAGAACGAGUCAGACUCUGCCGAGUAAUGAAUGUUACAAAAUUUGGUUUUGAUACUUGUAGCUUUGUGUUAACUGAAAAUUGAGAAUCUUGGUUAAACCAAAUCUUUGUUAAACUAUUUAUUAUUCACAGAACAAGAUAUUAUUAGGAUGAUGUCUAAUGAUUAUUACCGAA
Brassica oleracea var. oleracea is the source of this 1921-nucleotide messenger RNA. Its product is annotated as nuclear/nucleolar GTPase 2-like. The transcript is spliced from 11 exons. Bases 40 to 1776 code for a protein of 578 amino acids. Gene Ontology annotation, molecular function: GTP binding. The record is from RefSeq and is a predicted model, not a curated record. Gene Ontology annotation, cellular component: nucleolus. NCBI's taxonomy places the organism in Eukaryota, Viridiplantae, Streptophyta, Magnoliopsida, Brassicales, Brassicaceae.